AACCGGUGGCUCCCACGACCACGAGUACCCUGUGCCGCGUGUUGAUCGGAGACCCGUCUCCCUUGCUCUGCUCUGCUCUGCUCAGCCCAUCCCCCCCUUCCCCUGUUCCCCAGAUCCGACGCGAAUGGCCUCCUACGACGGUGAGGACGACUCGGGCCGGCGCCGCCCGCCGCCGCAGCAGCACCGCCCCUCCGGCGGGGGCAGCGGCGACCUCGCCGCGAGCGCCAAGCUGGUGGCGGAGGCGGCCAAGGCGGCGCUCCAGGACCAUAACCUGGGGAAGGUCGACAAGGGCCGCACCGCCGAGGCCGCCGCCGACCUGCUCCACGCGGCCUCCCUCUACGGCAAGCUCGAGGGCAAGCCCGUCGGCGGCUACCUCAACAAGGCCGAGGACUACCUCCACAAGUUCGGCGCCAAGGAGGGGGGCGGCGGGGGCGGCAAGCAUCAGCCGGGUGGCCACGGGGGCUCAGGCGGCAGGUACGAGGAAGAGGACGAGUACAGGAAGAAGCCUACGAGUGGCGGUGGGAGGUACGAACAGGAGGACGAUGGGUACAAGAAGAAGCCCAGCGGUGGUGGGAGGUAUGAGGAGGACGACGAGUACAGGAAGAAGCCUACUGGUGGUGGUGGUGGCUAUGGAGGUGGAAGGUAUGAGGGAGAAGAUGAGUACAAGAAGAAGCCUAGCGGUGGUGGGAGGUAUGAGCAAGAAGAUGACUACAAGAGGCCUCCUACUGGUGGUGGCUAUGGUGGGGGAAGGUAUGAGGAAGAUGAUGGGUACAAGAAGAAGCCUAGUGCUGGUGGUUAUGGCGAUGGAGGAGGAUAUGAAGAUGAGUACAAGAAGAGGCCAACCGGUGGCCAUGGUGGAGGCAGGUAUGAGGAAGAUGAUGAGUACAAGAAGAAGCCAACCGGUGGCCAUGGUGGAGGGAGGUAUGAGGAAGAUGAUGAGUACAAGAGGCCUACUGGUGGAGGCCAUGGAGGGCGGUAUGAAGAAGAGGACUACAAGAAGAAGCCUAGUGGUGGAGGAAGAUAUGAAGAAGAUGACUACAAGAAGAAGCCUAGUGGUGGAGGAAGAUAUGAAGAAGAUGACUACAAGAAGAAGCCUAGUGGUGGAAGCCAUGGAGGGAAGGAUGAGUCGGAGGGUGGUGGCUUUGGAGACUACUUGAAACUUGCACAAGGUUUCAUGAAGAAGCAGGAUGGCGAGGGUGGGCACAAGAAGACUAGUGGCCAUGGAGGAGGGUAUGGUAAGGAGGAAAAUGAAGAGGAUAGCGGCAAGAAGAAACAUGGUGGCCGCCCUGAGAGUGGAAAAGACGAGUCGGAGGGCAGUGGCAUGUCAGAUUACCUGAAACUUGCACAGGGUUUCAUGAAGAAGGAUGGCGAGGGGGGAAGCGGAGCCGGUAUGGGGGACUACUUAAAGCUUGCAGAGGGGUUCAUGAAGAAGCGUUGAUUUAGAGUUGAUCUUUGCUACAUUGUGAUUGAUCAGGGGCUUUGUGUUUGGUUAGUCCUUUGUCUUGCUUAACAUCUGUAUGCUGUGGAAUUUCUUACAAUUUCCGCCAACAAAGCUGUCUUGCUUAUGCUGUGUGCAAUGUACUGAAUGCCCAAGGUGCUGCUUUUAAUUUCAGGAGAAUAAAAGAUUGGAUGAAUAAA
Hordeum vulgare subsp. vulgare (domesticated barley) is the source of this 1638-nucleotide messenger RNA. RefSeq lists its product as uncharacterized. NCBI's taxonomy places the organism in Eukaryota, Viridiplantae, Streptophyta, Magnoliopsida, Poales, Poaceae. Gene Ontology annotation, biological process: regulation of abscisic acid biosynthetic process; response to heat. The transcript has a single exon. The coding region runs from base 125 to 1438 and encodes 437 amino acids. The record is from RefSeq and is a predicted model, not a curated record.